AUGUUGAUACGCAAAGCAACACUUCUACAACUGUUAACCUUCUGGUUGUGCCAGAGGGUAAAUGGGUACGUGAUUCCCCGUGACUUGCCUCAUUCAGAGGAGUCGAUAGGAACACCGUAUCCUUACGAAGAUGACAAGGAUGAAGACGUGGAUUUCCACGUCAUGCUAUUCUCUUUGAUUACCAUGAUCAUCAUUUAUGUUCUCGUCAUUCUCGUUUACAUUGUCGUUAAGUUCGUCGUCACUAGAAUGUUGACGUCGAACAUUUCGAGGAUUUCAUUGUUAAACCGCACCGAAGUGGAGGAGUCCACCAGAACUAAUAAUGAAGGUACUGGCCGCAGUCGAAGAUCAACUAGAAGAGAUCAACGGUUCGAUUUGGAAAGCUUCUUGGAUGAUCCCGAGACUGUUAAGAGUAAACUAUCUCUUUUGAACCCUGAAGAGCAAUUUUAUUAUAAGCAAGGUGAAGAAUUCAUAAAGCAAAACCCACCUAUAAUCAUUCCACCAAAUAAUAACAACAAUUCUAAUGACAUUAGCACGACGGAUAGUAAUGCUGAGGAUGAUCCUAUCAUGAAUCAUCAAACAAAACAAUUCAUCGAAGAAGAAGGUGCUUCAGCAUGGGAAUUCCAAGCAGACCCAAACUUACCUAACGAUACCAUUCUCAUUGAAAAUAAAACUGAAAUUACAUUCUUAAAUUACAACUACGACGCUUCAGUAAUGACAAAUUUACCCAUCCCUUGCAUCAAUAGAGUUUAUUAUUGUGAAUUCAAAAUUUUUGAAUUGAAUAAUUCUCCAGAACAAACAAAUUUGAGCCCCAAUGAAGUCAUUUCCAUGGGGUUGGCCACUUCACCAUAUCCUUAUUUCCGGUUACCGGGGAGACAUCAUCAUUCCAUCGCAUAUGAUUCCAAUGGAGCCCGUCGCUUCAACGAUUCGUUCCCAUUAGAUCCUGAACUUGCCAAUCUGUUCCCUGUCUGUGAAAGAGGUGAUAUUAUUGGUGUUGGUUAUAGAACCAGAAGUGGGACUUUCUUCUUUACAAGAAAUGGGAAAAAGGUUAGUGAGAAAUCUAUAGGUGGUCAUAUUAAAGGUUGCAAAAUUAAAUAUCUUUACCCCAUAGUAGGGACUAACGUUCCUUGUAAAGUUCAUGUUAAUUUCGGAACGUAUGGUUUUGUUUACAUUGAAGCCAAUGUUAAGAAAUGGGGGUAUGCUAAAUCUCAUGGAUUAAAAGUACCUCCACCAUCGUACGAAGAAUAUGGAAAGGAUGCGUUAGUUGGAUCAUAUCAAGAUUUGGAGGAUGGAAUUAAUGAUGAAGAAGAAGAUUAUGAGGAUGAGGAGGAAGAAGAUGAAGAAGAAGAUUAUGACGAAGAAGAUGACAAUACUACAACGGAGACCGAUCCAUUAAGAGAUGAAUAUGGUCAAUUAUUGCCUCCUCCACCAGGUUUCGAAUUUAGUACUUCUCCUCUUUCCAAUUUUGGUCAAAAUGAAGAAGAAGACAUUAAUUUAAAUUCAUUGCCAUAUGACCCACCUAGAUAUUCACAAGACGUAAGCAACCGUACCAAUUCCUUCACAUUGGAUGAAGGUCGCAGUAAGGACUUCAUAGAGAAUGAUGCAUCGUGGGAUGAACAUGACGAUGAGGCAGAUUACGAGAGAACUACCAAUCAAUUACAAGGGUUGCUAGAGGACCAUGAAGAAGAGGAAGAGGAAGAAGAAUCUGAUAGAGAGGGUGUUAGUAAUGAGCAUGAUGCAUUAAUGGGCAGGAUUGAUUAA
Naumovozyma castellii is the source of this 1758-nucleotide messenger RNA. It is a transcript of the gene EAR1, whose product is annotated as Ear1p. The coding region runs from base 1 to 1758 and encodes 585 amino acids. Lineage: Eukaryota; Fungi; Ascomycota; Saccharomycetes; Saccharomycetales; Saccharomycetaceae. The record is from RefSeq and is a predicted model, not a curated record. The transcript has a single exon.